Molecule: messenger RNA, 1104 nt
Organism: Suillus plorans
Lineage: Eukaryota; Fungi; Basidiomycota; Agaricomycetes; Boletales; Suillaceae
Exons: 1
Coding region: 424-858 (144 amino acids)
Source: RefSeq, a predicted model, not a curated record
CGGACCACAUCGCUUCCACUGUACUCAACGGCAGUACUUUUACUCUCAAGUGUUGAACCGUUACCGUUAUCAGAGCACGAGGCUCGUCAAUUCUUGCGUCAUCAUGUGGGCCGUGUGUGCGCAAUGUAUAUAAGCAUUUUCACUUGCUUCCCAUGAAGACAUCGAUGGUUCCCAGCUGCAGGGCUGCUGUCGGACAGUCGUUAUAACAUCCUGGCUGGGAUGAAUUACACAUAUUGGAUUCUUCCUGCCUCCUGCACUGCGUCAAUAGUGCUUGAUAGCCCGAUCUUGCCUCUCGAUUCAGCAUCUAUCCUGGCCUGCUGUUAGUGUCCUGGAGAGCUUAAGUGUCGUCCUUAGUAAAGGGUACACAGUAAACCUGCUCUCUCACUCCAUCCGUUCAUUCAACACUUUGUAACGCUUGUGUCCAUGGCUCAACUUGGCAACAUGGGAGCAUCUCUCAACCUCCAUAUCCUUCUUAUUCUCGGGACGCUGGAAAGUCCCUUUAUCCAUCGGACUGGGAUAAUUUCGAUUUCGUGCCUUUCCUCAACCUCUAUGUCAAGUUGGCCGAACUCUGGUAUUAUGGGACCCACAUUUUUGUCCACUUGCUGGGUUACAUUUUACGGAUUAUUCACCGCACUCUGUCGAUGUCCCCACUUGCAAGGCCUGCAUAUAUUAGUGGAUGUUGUGAAAAUUGACAUUAAUCCUACAGCCAAGUCAUUUCAACAUGCCACCCUGGGAACAUCGGGCCUGCUCAGCUCUCUUAUUGAGGAUGCUGAAAGGCUGUCGUUCGCAUCAUUUUCCACAUGCUCCCUUGUGUCAACCAAGUUAUUUACCAUGGAUAUCCGUCGUGGACCGAAGUGAACCGACAGCCUGAUCUGUUCGCGGUUCAUGGCGACUGUCGUAUCACAGAAGCAAAUCAGAAUAUCCCAGCCUUUAUGAUUAUGGGAGUGCCAUUGCGGAAAACGUAGAGCUGGACGUCAAGUAUCCGGAGGUUAGGUGCUUGUUAGGUGCUGGUGGUUACUACACAGGGUCUCUUCCUAUGAAGCUAGUAAUAGUACUUUGAAUGCUUAAUGUCUAACCGUGCCAACACAUCCAGUUUCACGAUUU